UGACAAUGGCAGAGAUGCAUGAACCUAACCAAACCCAGCCUAACUUAACCUGCAAAGCAGACAACUCGUCGUACCUGCGGGCAGUCUUGUGAUUUUUGCCACGUAAACACGGCGGGGAUUGAUCAACAGAAUUGAAUUAUUUAUGGGUAACGAGAAGAGUGCCCUGGGCGGGUUGGAGAUCGACGAGAAGGCCGUUGAGAUCACGGACUUUUGGCUUCAUCACAGUGCCAGCUUGAGUGAACCCAGUCAGCAAACGUUAUCAGUAUUCGUCAGCGAGCCGUCAUUGCACUCUGGUGCGAAUUUCGGCAAGCCGUCGCCCUUGGAGAAAGCUGCCAAGCACCUCAUGCUGCAUCGUCAUCCCUGUAUAUUGAAGUACGUUGCAUCCUGGCACAAGGGUAGCAAAUUCUUCCUCGCGACGGAGGAAGUCAAGCCACUUGUCCAGGUGAUCGGAAUGCAAACAACUCUGCAGAUUUGCAUUGGACUGCACAACAUUUUACGUGCCCUGAUUUUUCUCCAUGAAAAGGCGCUCGCUUCUCACAACAAUGUUUCUAACAGCGCCAUUUAUGUCACACCUGAUGGAUUUUGGAAAUUGGGGGGGCUGGAAUAUUUAUGCAGAUUCACUGAAUUGACACCUGCUUAUUUACAGAAGACUAGGAACUACAGAUAUGAAAAGGCAAUAUCGCCAGAGGAGGAUGGCGGAAAAUCCGCCGUUCUCAUGGAGCCUUCUGCCAUUGAUCAGUUUGCAUUCGGAGUAUUGGCAGAGGAGGUCUUGAGGCAGAAAAGCGACGAAGACGUCCCUGCCCUGGCAGAAUUCAAAGAGUUAUCAAAGAAACAUUUGCAGAAUGCUGAUCCAACAUUGAGAACCAAACUUUCCUCCGUCCUAGUUCACCCGUUCUUCACGCAUGAAUUUAUAACUAUACACAGUUUCCUCAUGGAAUUACCAUUGAAAAGUGAUACGGAGAAGCAAGAUUUCUUCUCAAAUCUGGUGGUUGAAUUGAAAAAAUUUCCAGAAAAAAUCGUCGCCGAACAACUUGGCGUAUUGCUCCUCUCUAGAAUGGUUCUCCUUGAUUCUACAGCCCAAUCUAAACUGUUACCAUUCGUUUUGACACCGAAAGUUACAGAUGAUAAUAACGAGUCAGAUCUCCUUUUCACGCUCUCAACAUUCAAGAGAUACCUGAUACCGAAACUUCUGCAGAUGUUCUGCGUACGCGAUGCCCAAAUCAGGCUCCUGCUUCUGUCCCAUUUCAAUUCGUUCGUUGGUGCGUUCCAGCUGGAUGAACUGAAGCAGCACGUUUUACCUGAACUGCUGGUCGGUAUUAAAGACACAGACGACCAUUUAGUUAGCACGACACUGAGAGCCCUGGCCGAUCUCAUUCCCCUGUUGGGUUCGGCAACUGUGAUUGGUGGAAAUAGGGGAAAACUGUUCACAGAUGGACGGCCAAAAAAGGCUCCCAGAUUGAGAGAGACCAAAGUACGACCAGCAGCACCGAACGGCGCGAGUGUGCCAGACGUGUUGCUGCGAACCAAAAUGGCAGUCUUGGAAUUACCGGAAAGACCGUCUCCGGAUGGCGGAGAGGAUCGGAACGAUUCUAACUCCAUUUCUCACGACGAAGACGGCAACUGGUCGGACUGGGACGCUCAGGAAUCUGCCAACCCAAGAGCGAAUCCUAGCGAACUAAGCGCUGCCAAAGACGAGGAGAAUCCGUUGGAAACGACAACGCAGGAUGCAACGAGAGCGAAUUCCAAAGACUCAGCAUCUGCCAAAGUGGAAACCCCAAAAUACUCGAAGAAAUCGAUAAUUUCGGAUAUAUCAGAGCUGGAUAUAAAGAACUCGAAACCUAUGCACAUACAGAAGGAAGAAUUUAACUUUUUUACUGACAUGGAACCUGUGAUUAAAAAAACUCAAGUUCUGCAUAUAGCUGAAACUGCGGCGGUAGCGUCGAACAGUAUGUUCGAUGUAAAAGUGGUCGGAGUUGCACCCGACGAAGGUAACGGCGAUGACGGGUGGGGAGACGAUUUGAAUGACUGGGGAGCAGAGGACGCGCCUCACACGAGAAAUUAACCUUCGCGUAGAUAGAUAGAUAGAUACGUAAAAUUUCCCUGUUCUCUUUUCUUUUCCAUUUUUUAUAAAACUGUACAUUCAAAUUUUCGUGGUAAAGGAUAAUGCAGACUAAUAUAAUUUUAACUAACGUACAUAGAUGUAAUUGUUAAAUCACGAGUAUGCCAUAUCGAAGACACUCUAGAUUGUCAUUGUAAUUUGUUUAUACUACAAAAUGUAAUUUAUUGGCGAUUGCGUUAUACCAAAGACCUGAUUACUUCAAUAAUUAAUUAUAUGCUGCCAUCGAGUUGUCUGUCGGGAGGGGUUAACAAGGGGAGGCCGCCAAUUGUAAAAUUCAGAUUCGAUUCGUACUGCGCGUAAUAAAAGCUUAAGGCCAGAGGUGUAAUGUAGCAAAGCCCUAACAUGCCAUUCUUUGCCGUUGUCGAGAAAAUCGACACUGAAAUAUUCGAUUGCAUUCAAAUACUUUACUACGAUAGUUGUACAAUUCAAUAGCCGUGUGGCCCAGCGGUAAGCUCUCUGGUUCGUAAUCCGGUGGUCGCGGGAUCAAAUCUCGCUGCUCGCGACCUUUUUUUUUUUUUUAUUAAUUUCUUUUUUUUUGUAAUUGAAUUUUGUGUAUAUACAUAAUCCCCGGCAAUCAGUUUUAACAAUUAUGUAUAUAAUAAUUUUUUUUAAAUGCCGUUUGUCGCAGAAAAACCGACGACUUCGAAUAUCAUUAUGUUGUUCGCAAACAAAGUUAUAUUUCAAAUAUGUUAUCAAUUGUUUUCACAAUGUUUACCAAGUAUAGUUAACGGAAGAAGUAUGAACGAUGUUCCAAAACGAAUACGUGUAGUGAGAAUCAAACGCUCGAAACAUAACAGUGACUCCUCGAGCAAACAUUUGCUUCCUGAAAUAGAAUAAAAUAUGGAUUCGUGUUGUUUCAUGCAAAUAACAUUGGAAAUGAAACACAAUAUUACAAAUAACAUUCAAGUGGGUACAAUUUAUUGAAAAGUUCCGUAUAAACUUGCAGAUAAUUUACAAUUAGUGACAAGAAGUAGCCGGAAUGUCGCACGAACCAGAGUAAUAGUUAUCAUAGAAACAUGGAAAGCAUAAAACAGCAUAACAUCUAGCACAUCUGAUAAACGAUGCGUUUUUACAGGAACACUUGAUUUUUAAAGUAUCUGUUGGAAAACACACCUGAU
Molecule: messenger RNA, 3237 nt
Organism: Neodiprion fabricii
Lineage: Eukaryota; Metazoa; Arthropoda; Insecta; Hymenoptera; Diprionidae
Product: protein-associating with the carboxyl-terminal domain of ezrin
Exons: 5
Coding region: 143-2062 (639 amino acids)
Biological process (GO): protein phosphorylation
Molecular function (GO): protein kinase activity; ATP binding
Source: RefSeq, a predicted model, not a curated record